Messenger RNA from Prunus dulcis (almond), 2139 nucleotides. RefSeq lists its product as uncharacterized. The record is from RefSeq and is a predicted model, not a curated record. The transcript is spliced from 7 exons. Bases 1 to 2139 code for a protein of 712 amino acids. Gene Ontology annotation, biological process: meristem maintenance; meristem development. NCBI's taxonomy places the organism in Eukaryota, Viridiplantae, Streptophyta, Magnoliopsida, Rosales, Rosaceae.
AUGGGGAAGAAGCCCUCGACGAAUAAGACAACUUCCCAAAAACGCUGCAAAGGCAAAGGUGUAACUAUGCCGGUGGCACGGAACAAGGCAGCAAAGGGAAACAACAACAGUUCUGCUGUAACCAGUGAGCGGGGUUCCAGUUCCACAUCAUACCACUCAAAUCCUGCUGAUCACCCUUUGUUUGGCGUGAGGCGAUACACACACAAGAACCACAACUCAUCGGAUCCUGUGCUACAUGUCAAUGUCACUGACCAUUUAUCUUAUAAGAAUACUUUGACGCACAUUAAGGGAUGCGGAAACAACACACUUUGUGGUUUAUGGUAUCGGCACGAAUUGCCUCCUCGAGUUAAGGAGAAAGUAGCUUCUGUGGGGUUUUCAGACUUUGCAAUUUUACUUGGAACAAAGGGAAGAAGAGACAAACACCUCCUCAUGGCAUUGGCGGAGCGGUGGUGGGACACAACCCAUACAUUCCAUCUAGAUGAGGUCGGGGAGCUUACCAUGACCCCAAAGGACUUCAGUGCCAUAACGGGUUUACCCGUGUCUGGGAAGUCUUUACAGUAUGACAUGGAGGCUCAUACCAAAACUGAGGAGGUGGUGAGGCUUUUUGGGGACCCCAUUCGAAGCAUCCUUAAUGCCAAGAUGAAAUACAGGGACAUUGUCAAUUUGUACAAGAGGUGGAAGCCUCAAACCCCUGAACAAGAAGACCAGUUAACACGUGUCUUCAUUCUUGCAGUGCUUGGCAGCAGUUUGUGCAAUGAUAAGAGUGAUUCUGUAUAUUUAUAUUACAUGCCAAGCCUGGCUAAAAUUGAGGAAAUUAAAGACUAUAAUAGGGGAGGGGCUGGGUUGGCAUGCUUGUAUCUGUCAAUGGAUGCUCUUUCUCGAGGGCUAGUGGCAAGCACAGGAGGUUAUUGGCGAGCAUGGGAGGUAUGGGCUUGCGAGUACUUGAAGCCACUUGCUUUAACUCGACCAUUGAAUAAUGUGGAUUUGUUUCCGCGGGCAUUUCGUUGGUUAUCUGCCCCAGAUGUGCGGGGAACAUCCCACAACUUGGAACAGUUUAGGACAACACUCCGAUAUAUCAGUACUGAUCAACAUUCCUAUGACCAAAAAAAGGAUUCUACUACAAGGACCAGCCGGUUAUGCUUGGUAUUUAGGAGAAAGGGUAUCUAUGCAAAGCUUAGGUACAGCAGAGCCACGAGUCCCGAAAAGACCCCUACAACCAUGAUUAAAGUCAUGAAAGUACUUGCUUCGGACCAAGAAAUUAAAGCAUCACUUAAAGGCUUUAAUGCAGAGGACUGGUUGGCUGAAUCCACUAAUUAUGUACUCUUUCGAAAUGAGUAUGUCAGAUAUAAGCAUUAUCCAACUGUCAUCAAUAAUAGUGCAAAAGAAGGUGUGUGCUCUGUUGGUCCGAACUUUCAAGCUAGUGAAAUUAAAAUUCCUUCUUGGAGUGUUCAAGUGGUGGGAUGGGGGGACGCAAAUGAUUGUGAAGUGUUGGAUAUCCCAAGAGGCAAGUCUAGCACGUGCUUACCACUUCCGGAGGAUGUGAAAUAUGUAAGUGCAUCGACGGCAACAGAACUAUUGGAUAUGAUUAGUGGCCUAAAUUCAUUGCUCUUCAGUAAAUGCAUGGCUGCUAGGACAAUCAUAAGUGAGCUUCGACAGGGGACACACACUCAACACAAUGAUAACCCCCUUGGUAGAAAAGAAAUUGCUGAUGCGGAAGAUGACGAGGAGAACGAUAACGGUUUUCAGACAUCAAGUGAGGAUGGUGAGGAGGAUGAGGAAAACGUGGAGGAUGAGGAGGAUGAGGAAGAUGAGGAAAACGUGGAGGAUGAGGAGGAUGAGGAGGAUGAGGAGGAUGAUGAGGAAAACGUGGAGGAUGAGGAGGAUGACGAAAACGUGGAGGAUGAGGACGUCGAGGAAAACGGGGACGGGGAUGAAAAUGACCAGGAGGACGAGGAAGAUGAGGUAUUAGUGGAGGAGACCACAACCAAGCCACCACCCCCUAACACCAAAGGAAAAGGAGCUGUGGCGAUUAAAGGAAAAGGCAAAGCAUCACCACAGAAACGCAAGACCUCUUUGCCGGAACCAGAACCAGAACCACACCCUAUUAGUAAGAGGCUAAGGCUAAGGAAGAAAACAUAA